GUUUCUGGAUAAAGACCCUUGCACCAACUGGGCGCCACAUUCAACUGUUUUAGUGUAUGAUAAAUAGAAUAUAGCUGUCUUACAAUUAAUUUUCAAAUUUAACUCUUGUUUUUAGUUUAAUAUAAUCCCUUUGAAUAUAACAUGGACUGUGCGGACUUUCCAAGAGUCCUCCCUAAUUCGCCGAGGAAAGCUCGGGGUCAAGUACAGGUCAUCUUUGGUCCCAUGUUCUCAGGCAAAAGCACUGAGCUGAUGAGGAGGGUGCGUCGUUUCCAGAUAGCUCAGUACAAGUGCUUGGUCAUUAAAUAUGCCAAAGACACUCGCUACACUGACAAAGGCAUGGCUACGCAUGACAGAAACACAAUGGAUGCUGUACCAGCCAACCGUCUGGAUGAUGUGAAGUCUCUGGCUCUACAAGCCUGUGUCAUUGGAAUUGAUGAAGGACAGUUUUUUCCAGACACAGUGGCAUUCUGUGAAGAAAUGGCCAAUUUGGGAAAGACAGUCAUUGUUGCGGCCUUGGAUGGAACCUUCCAAAGAAAACCAUUUGGGAACAUCUUGAACCUUGUCCCUCUAGCAGAGAGUGUAGUGAAGCUCCACGCUGUAUGCAUGCAGUGUUACAAAGAAGCUGCCUAUACGAAGAGGAUAGGAGCAGAGAAAGAGGUGGAAGUGAUUGGUGGAGCUGACAAGUAUCAGGCGGUGUGUAGAAAGUGUUAUGGAGGUCUAAUGGUGGCCAAGGAGAACAGCGCUCCUUUCAGAGAUGAAACUCCACAACACGGCAUUGCAGGAAAAGUCGUGGACUCUGGGAUUCCCAGAAAACUUUUCGCCACGCUACAACUCUGAACAUAAAACAAGACUUGCCACAAGUGUUUUGUGGAGUUGAAAGUUUAAAAACAAAAAAGUGAUGUGAUAACAUUUGAAACUUUAUGAAAUACUAACUUUUAAACUUAUAUCCUGCCACAUUUGAUUGCAUCGUCUUUUUAUGACAGGCGAAGUUUUAAUCAGUUAUCAUAUCUUUGUUUGGUGUCAGAUUGUGUAACUUGUUUGCCAUGAUGCAUAUGAGCACUUAAUAUUAGUCCUAGCACAAAUGAGACAAAUAAGAACGGAGUGAUUUUCUGUGUUCGAUGAUGUGUUUAUUUCUAGAAGCCUCUUAAACUGUAGCGUGAUUUGUUCAAUGUUUUAAAUUAUUUAUAUUAAAUGUUUUUUGUGCCAUCA
Molecule: messenger RNA, 1209 nt
Organism: Betta splendens (Siamese fighting fish)
Lineage: Eukaryota; Metazoa; Chordata; Actinopteri; Anabantiformes; Osphronemidae
Gene: tk1
Product: thymidine kinase 1, soluble
Exons: 7
Coding region: 142-837 (231 amino acids)
Biological process (GO): thymidine metabolic process
Molecular function (GO): ATP binding; thymidine kinase activity
Source: RefSeq, a predicted model, not a curated record